Pogoniulus pusillus (Red-fronted tinkerbird) is the source of this 5096-nucleotide messenger RNA. RefSeq names its product Rho GTPase activating protein 12 (gene ARHGAP12). Gene Ontology annotation, molecular function: protein binding. The transcript is spliced from 18 exons. The record is from RefSeq and is a predicted model, not a curated record. Gene Ontology annotation, biological process: regulation of GTPase activity; signal transduction. NCBI's taxonomy places the organism in Eukaryota, Metazoa, Chordata, Aves, Piciformes, Lybiidae. Gene Ontology annotation, cellular component: cytoplasm. The coding region runs from base 175 to 2697 and encodes 840 amino acids.
GGGCGGGGAGGGGGAGCCGGGCGAGAGAGCUAAGCGACUGCCGCCGCCACCGGAGCGGGGACCGGGACCGGCCGCGCCCCCGUGGCAGUGCUGAUUGUUAAGAGGAAAAUAACCCUUCAGAAACAGAAUGUGGCUUACCUUUUGCCUGAACAGGUGAAAUCUUUUCAACUAGAAAUGGCUGAUAAAGGUGGGAAGAUCCUUCCAGGACAGUUGUACAUUGAAGUGGAGUACGACUAUGAGUAUGACGCCAAGGACAAGAAAAUUGUGAUUAAGCAAGGGGAAAAAUACAUCUUGGUGAAAAAGACUAACGAUGAUUGGUGGCAAGUGAAGAGAGAUGAAAGUUCCAAACCCUUCUACGUGCCAGCACAGUAUGUGAAGGAGAUACCACGCAAAGCACUGAUGCCACCUGUUAAGCAGGCGAGCGUGCUGCCAAAUAACGCUUUGAAGCUGACACAUGGAUUACAGAGAUCAACAGAAAAUGUGAAUAAGUCACCAGAACUGUCUAGUUUUGGAAAAUCUUCUCCAGUUCAAGUGUCUUGCUUAGUCCGAGAUGCCAAUCAAAACCUGGGACCCAGCAGUAGCCCUAGUCAAACUCUUGGUCUGAGUCUGGACCUUACCCAAAACAAUGGAAAACUUAGCAGUGAGUUGCAAUCUCCCAAGGUUUCUAAUCAAUAUAGAACCAUCCCCGUGGGUCAUUUCCCAUGUCCAGAGUUCUUGGAAAUAGAGAAGACCAGUUUUUUGCAUGAACAAUCAUGUGAUUCAGCAGGAGAAGGCUCAGAAAAAAUUCACCAGGAUUCAGAGUCUGGAGAUGAACUGAGCAGUAGCUCCACAGAGCAAGUGCAGCCAACUACUCCACCAAGCCAAGGGAGGCCCGAUUCACCAGUUUAUGCUAAUUUACGAGAACUGAAAAUAUCUCAGUCUGCACUUCCACCACUACCUACAAGUGCUCCGGUCCAAAUAAAUGGGGAAUGGGAAACCCAUAAAGAUACUACAGGACGCUGUUAUUACUACAACAGAGGAUCACAGGAACGAACCUGGAAACCUCCACGGUGGGCCCGAGAUGCAAGCAUUAAUAAAGGGGAUUCCCAGAGCCAUGCAGAUCAUGAGCACCUUUCAUCAGAAGAAAACGACCACAGUUCUUGUUACAGCCAGUCAGAUAGUCAGUAUGGUUCUCCUCCAAAGGGUUGGUCAGAAGAGUUGGAUGAACAUGGUCAGACCUUAUAUACCAAUGACUAUACUAAUGAAAAGUGGCUCAAACAUGCAGAUGAACAAGGCAGACCAUACUACUACAGCGCUGAUGGUUCCCGGUCAGAAUGGGAGCUACCCAAGUAUAAUGCUUCACCACAGCAGCAGAGAGAUAUAAUAAAGAGUCGAAGCCUGGACAGGAGGCUACAAGAACCAAUAAUUUUAACCAAAUGGAGGCACAGCACAAUUGUGUUGGACACCAAUGAUAAGGAAUCAUCAUCUGCUUCCAAGGCUGCCUUUCCUGAAAACGAGUCCUCUCCUUCUUCACCAAAGCAUCAAGCCACAGGUCAAGAGAAGUAUGGCUUGCUGAAUGUGACAAAAAUCACAGAGAAUGGGAAGAAAGUUCGAAAGAACUGGAUGUCAUCAUGGGCAGUGUUGCAAGGUUCAUCUCUGCUGUUCACUAAAACCCAAGGAAGUGGAACUGGCUGGAAGUUUGGUGUCAAUCAGUCUAAGCCAGAAUUUACAGUGGAUCUCAAAGGGGCAUUGAUUGACUGGGCCUCAAAGGACAAAUCCAGCAAAAAGAAUGUUAUUGAGCUAAAAACCCGCCAAGGAAUUGAGCUCUUAAUUCAAUCUGAUAACGACAGCUUUAUUAAUGAAUGGUAUAAAGUUCUUAAUUAUACCAUCAACAAUCAGGUAGCAGAAUCUGAUGAAACAUUAGAAGAUGAUAUACCAGAUUCCCCCGGGGUGGAAAAGCAAGACAAAGAAAAAGAGAAAGAGAAUAAAGACUCGAAGAAACUUCGUUCUGUGAAAGCACCCAGCAAUAUAGACUCCACGGAUCAGAAGAAGACCAAAACGAAGCUGAAGAAGUUUCUUACGCGGCGUCCUACGUUGCAAGCUGUCCGUGAGAAAGGCUACAUUAAGGAUCAAGUGUUUGGUUCCAAUCUCACCAGCUUGUGUCAACGAGAAAACGGCACGGUGCCAAAGUUCGUGAAGCUGUGCAUUGAGCAUGUUGAGGAACAUGGAUUAGAUGUUGAUGGCUUAUACCGAGUUAGUGGCAAUCUUGCAGUGAUUCAGAAGCUAAGAUUUGCAGUCAAUCAUGAUGAGAAACUAGACUUGAAUGACAGUAAAUGGGAAGACAUACAUGUCAUCACAGGAGCCCUGAAGAUGUUUUUCAGAGAACUGCCAGAGCCGCUCUUCACUUAUAAUCACUUCAACGACUUUGUCAAUGCAAUUAAACAAGAACCAAGGCAGCGUGUCCAUGCUGUUAAAGAUUUAAUCAAACAGUUGCCAAAACCAAACCAAGACACUAUGCAGGUGCUCUUUAGACACCUCAAGAGAGUUGUAGAAAAUGGAGAAAAGAACCGAAUGACUUAUCAAAGUGUAGCCAUAGUUUUCGGUCCGACUUUGCUAAAGCCAGAGAAAGAGACUGGUAACAUAGCAGUCCACACAGUCUACCAGAAUCAGAUCGUAGAGUUAAUUCUGCUGGAACUGAAUUCCAUCUUCGGACGCUGACAUUUGUCUUGGAGUAGAAACUGGAAGCGAUGGAGCUGGCAGCAGUACUGUCUCAGAAGGAAAGUCUCUCACGUUAUGUUUGUGGACCAAGCAGCAGCUUGUUUUUUUUUUUGCACUUUUGGGGAAGGGAGAAGCAGGAGAAAUGUCUGACCACUAUAAUGCGAAUGAAAGACAAGACUUGGGAUUUCUUUUGGAAAAGCUCAAUGUAAAAAGUGAAUUCAGAAGUUUGUAGCUUGCCUUUUUUUAAAGUAGCAGUGGAAAGAAAAAUGUAAUAUAGGUUCAUACACUGGAUUUCUCUGAGAGUAAAGCUAGGAAUUUCAAACUGGGGAAUCUGGAAUUUAAUCUCAAAGUUCUUCCACUCAGUAGGGAAAAGUCCUACCAACUGGUACAGAAUAAACUCAGUGAAAUUACAUCUUAAGCUUGUGUAUUAUGCCCCACUGGGAUCUGUAUGACACUUUUCCAAGGGGUUUCUGCAUGCAGUGACUGUCUUCAUCUUGUGCUAACAGUUUGGUUUAGUUACUCAGAUCUCACACGAUACCUGCUGUCCUUUUCCCUUGCCUCUCACAUUUUUCCCUUUUGGUUUUUUGUUAUCUUCCCUUUUUCUUCUUUUUUUUUUUUAAUUCCCCCAGCAACCUUUCUGGACCUUGUUCAGUUCUUUACAGAACAGCACACAACUUCAGCACUGAACUUGUAAAAACACCCAGCAACAGAGAUUUGUCUUUUGGCAUAACAGAAGUCAUAUUUAAUAAACAUGUUUGUUGUUGUUGGGUUCCCUUCCUCCCCCCCCCAGGAUAUUUCCUGAGCUAAGUGGGGUUUUUUGGGUUUGUUUUUGUGUUACACUGAUUUAAAGCUACAAUCCUAAGUAAAUACCAACUGUAACACUGUGUUGAGUUCUUGGUAUAAUGCUGUGGUAGUGGAAGUUCCUUGCUGUAAAUACCCAACUUGUCCUUUUGAUUCUUGUACAUAAUUCAGUUCCUGUAUAGUUUUAAGAAGAAACACUUAGUCCCACAUUUCUAAUCAUGGGUAGUUUAGCUACAGUGGCAUCACGUUUCCAGUGGACCUCUGGGUUUCAGCAGGGUUCAACAGGUUCUGGGGAGGGAAGGGAAACAAAACCUAACUGUGCACUUUUAGCUGUUUGUUAAUUACAUUUGCGGGCAAAUAACUGUAAUGCAAAUGGUACUGGAGAAAUCCUGAGUGUGCUUGCUGAAAUGUUCAUGCACUACAAGAGGAGCCUUCUAGGGUUAUUUAAUGUGUACAGGAUACAUUUAGAGGAGAAAAAAAACCAGUAUGAUGAAUUCUAACAUGUACAACUAGCAAAACUCAUGGGGUUGGGUAGAUAGGUGUUUGAUGGAAUCCACCAUGCUAAAAUUUAAGGUUUUCUUUUUAUGUUAAUGUAGAAUAAUGUGUAAAAUUGGUUUUGAGAGGUUUUUGUUACAGGGACCACGGUCUGCUGAAGAGAUGUUUGUGUUUGGUUGUUUUUUUUAAUGUAUUUUUCUAGACUAACUAACUGCUGUAUCUGACAUAUUUGUUAUGUCUAACCUGAAUAAAGGAAACUGUUGGCUCUUUUAGAGUUUGCCAUUCCCCCUUGAGACAACAACCCCCUUCAGAUAAUAAGACUGAAGCAUCUUACUGCUCAGCAUGGUUACUAGGUGUGGCAAAGAGCUGUCCUGCUGGAUAAAAUGUCAAAUGCCUGCUUUAUAACCUGACAGUUUCAGGAGCUUCCCAGUCCUUUUCUUUAACAACUUGAAUUCUAACCUAAGUUAGGGCAGAAGUAAUUUAUGGAUAUAAAACUGCAGUCUUUAAAACAUAUCCAGAGUUCCUUGGCACAUGGUGUACAGAAAGCAGGUAGACUGGGGAAAUAACAACUCACUCUUACCUUUGAUCUGUUGUACACCUUUCACAGCACAGUUCUGGCUUACAGCAGAGGGGACGUGUGGUGAAGCACUGAGGUGUCAUCAGAUGAAUGGUGCAAGAAUUUCAGGAGCAUAGGGCUUGCAUGAGAAGCCUGGAGAUAAAAGAGAAGAUGAGUUACUUUGUGGCUUUCUCACUGUCGUCUUGUGGUAAUGGUGAAGUCUUGUGGUUUGUUGCAGAGAGACCUGGGUGAGGAUUGCAAAAGCUCUGUCUCCACCGUGUGUUGUCAGCUGCCUGUUAGGGCUGUCAGACCUGAGAAAACAUCAUCAAGGUUGGCAUUAUUCAAACCCCAACCUCAGCUGUACAGUAAAAUAAAAGGAACUCCCACUGCUAAAUGAGAGGAGGGCUUAGUCACAGGUCACCUUUACUGUACCAGUGUUGUGUGUUUUCAAAGCAAGAAAGCCUUUUUCAAACAAUUGCUAAUGAGGAUGUCACACUUGUUCCUUUGUACCCCCCCACAAAAUAAAGCAUUUUGGUAUUACAGUGAA